Messenger RNA from Haemorhous mexicanus (house finch), 2870 nucleotides. RefSeq names its product olfactory receptor 4D9-like. The transcript has 2 exons. Gene Ontology annotation, cellular component: membrane. The record is from RefSeq and is a predicted model, not a curated record. Gene Ontology annotation, molecular function: G protein-coupled receptor activity; olfactory receptor activity. NCBI's taxonomy places the organism in Eukaryota, Metazoa, Chordata, Aves, Passeriformes, Fringillidae. Bases 1702 to 2691 code for a protein of 329 amino acids. Gene Ontology annotation, biological process: G protein-coupled receptor signaling pathway.
AGGUGUGGUGGGGAAGGGUUAAACCCAGCAGGUGGCCCCUCACAACUGGUGUUCCCAGGGCUCAGUACUGGGACCAGUCCUCUUGAGUGUCUUUCAUCAGUGAUCUGGCUGGGGGGUGUGGUCACCAGUUGUGGUGUUGUGAGGGUCUCCAGGAUGAGGUGAGAGAUGAGAGAUGAGAAUGGACUCCAUGUUCUCAGAAGGCUAAUUUAUUAUUUUAUGAUAUAUUAAAAGAGAAUGAAGUACUAAAACUAUACUAAAGAAAGAGAAAGAAGACUUCAGAAGGCUGGACAAGAAUGAAUAAUCAAAACUCAUGACUGAGCAGAGUUCUGACACAGCUGGACUGGGAUUGGUCAUUAAGUUAAAACAAUUCACAUGCUGGGUGAACAAUUCUCCCAAUCACAUUCCAGAGGAGCAAAACGUGGAGAAGCUGAGGCUUCUCAUCUUGCCAGGAGAAGAAAUCCUGGUGAAGGGAUUUUUCAUAAAAUAUCACAGUGACAGGGGGGUUGAGUGCACUCUUAGUAAGCUGGCAGACACCAGCUUGGAUGGUAUUUUUGGGAGGGUGGGAAAGCUCUGCAGAGGGCUCUGGCUGGAUCCAUGGGGCAAGGCCACUGGUAGGAGGCUCCUCAGGGCCAAGUGCUGGGCCCUGCUCCUGGGUCACAACAAGCCCAUGCAGUGCUCCAGGCUUAGGGAAGAGGGCCUGGAAAGAGAAGGACCUGGGCAUGCUGGCUGGCAGGGGCUCAAAGUGAGCUCAGCGUGCCCAAGCAGGCCAGUGGCACCUGGCACCAUGGACACGUGGGCACCCAGCACAGAAUAGGGAUCCCUCACCCAGACAGGAAAUCCUGACUGCCCUGAGCAGGAGCAGGGCAUGGCCAGGCAGGUGUGAUUCCUCCCCUAAACAUCUCUAGUAAAUCUUGGAACCAUCUGAGAUGCUUUUCUCCCUCCAUUCCAUAAUGGGUCCUUUAUCUCCCGGGCACUAACUCUGCCUCAGGCUGUGAGCUGCCCCUGAAGCUGUUCCCACUGACCCACGGGAACAGGUCCACACCCAGCCAGGGGCUGCUGGAUCUCCUGGCACAGCCCUUGGAAGAGGUGGAUCAGUGUCCAUUUCUCUGUUAGGUUUCUCUCUGGUUUCUCUACCUGCUGGUGGGCAUCUGUGCCCCUUUGUGUACAUGUAGACCAAGUUUUUAUUGUAUAACUAGAAACAUUCACUUUGUAAAGGAGCAGAGAAGGGUUUUAAUCACUGCCCUGAAGGCUUUACUGAUAGAACAAUCCUGUAGCAAUGACUGAACUUUUAUUUCAAAGCACAGUUGAACACAAGCUCCAGGGCAGCAAGUUGUGAGAGUUAUAAUUUGGGAGUCUGUGGUGGGGAGAGUUAUAAUUUCCCUUUUCUCAUCUUGCAAAGGGGAGGAGUGACUACACUGCCAUGAAAAUCAUUUUAGUUCUGCUCCAAUUAUCACAAGGUUCCUUCAUCUGCACGUGUCCUGAUCCACAUGACAUGAAGCCCUACAAGAACUUUUUAAUGAGUCCCACAGUGACAAAAUCAAGUUUUGCUAAUUAUAUUAUUGUUAUUCUUUUUUGAAUAAUCAGAAGUGCAAAGGGAUUUGGGUUUUUGCUUUCUUCUUGUAUCCCAUCAUUUCCCUUAACAAAGGCAUCAUGAAUCCUAUAAGGGAUGGUUGUUGGAGUCUUCUGCUGGAGGGAUAAAGAAUGGAAUCAAAGAACAUCACCACCACUGUGACAGAAUUUGUCCUGCUGGGCCUGACACAGAGCCACAAGCUGCAGUAUUGUCUCUAUGUGAUCUUCUUUCUCAUCUAUGUAAUAACCUGGCUGCUGAACUUCACCAUCAUGGCCACUGUGGCUGUGGACCACCAGCUCCACACUCCCAUGUACUUUCUCCUGGCCAACCUCGCUUUCCUUGAUGUCAGUGAUUCCUCAGUCAACACUCCCAAGCUGCUGUCAGGCCUCCUCACCCAGCACAAAGUCAUCUCCUUCAACCAGUGUUUCCUCCAGAUGUUCUUCUUCCAUUUCAUUGCAGGUGCAAUGGCGUUUUUGCUCCUGGCCAUGAUCGUGGAUCGCUACGUGGCCAUCUGUGAGCCCCUGCGCUACCUGGCCAUCAUGAGCUGGAGCACCUGCACAGGGCUGGUGGCAGCUGCAUGGCUGGGGGGAUUCCUUCAUUCUGCUACUCAAACUGGCCUUCUCCUCCAGCUGCCCUUCUGUGGCCCAAAUGUACUGGACAAUUUCUACUGUGAUGUCCCUCAGGUUAUCAAACUGGCCUGCACUGACACUCGCAUGGCCGAGCUGCAGAUGGUGUUUAACAGUGGAGUGAUCCUCAUCAGCCUUUUUGUAAUCUUGAUUCUUUCCUACAUUGUCAUCUUGCUGAAGAUAAGGACGUGCAUCACAGAAGGGAAGCGAAAAGCUCUGUCUACCUGUGGAACACACAUAACUGUUGUGAGCUUAAUAUUCAUCCCCUGCAUCCUCACCUAUGCCCAGCCUUAUAAGAAAUCCCCUGGGGACAAGGUGGCCUCUGUUGUUUUCACUGCAGUCACUCCAAUGCUAAACCCAAUGAUCUACACUCUCAGAAACACUGAGAUGAAAAAGGCCAUCAGGAGAACACUGAGGAAAAUAUUUCUGUCAGCAGGAAAACAGAAACCAGAGUGGACAGUAGAUCCAAAGUCAUCCAAACUGGUGUUCCCAUGACAAAACUGAUAUUCCUGAUCAACUGAUACUGUUCAUCCCUGAUAUUCCUGUAUAGAAGAAUGUAGGGUGCCCCCAACUCUGGGAAUGGUUGGUAUUUGACUCUGUUGAUUCAGAAUGUUAACAAUUGCUUUAUUAAACUACACUAUAUUACAUUAAAUAAAGUUUUCUUUGCCUCUUCA